Messenger RNA from Phodopus roborovskii (desert hamster), 920 nucleotides. RefSeq names its product CEA cell adhesion molecule 19 (gene Ceacam19). The coding region runs from base 19 to 843 and encodes 274 amino acids. Lineage: Eukaryota; Metazoa; Chordata; Mammalia; Rodentia; Cricetidae. The transcript has 7 exons. The record is from RefSeq and is a predicted model, not a curated record.
GUCUGUACAGGAAGCAAGAUGGAGAUCCAUACCCAGACCCCAGGCUGCUUCCCAAAGGGCCUCCUGUUCUCAGCCUUGAUCCUGGCUCUCCGGCUGCCCCAAGGCUCCCAGGCAGCCCUCCACAUCCAGAAGAUCCCAGAGCAGCCUCAAAAGAACCAGGACCUUCUCCUGUCCCUUCAUGGGGUCCCCAGCACCAUCCAGGACUUUAUCUGGUACCUGGGAGAGGAGACUAAUGGGGGCACAAGGCUAUUCUCUUACAUCCCUGGGCUACCGCGGCCCCAGAGGGAUGGCAGCGCCAUGGGACAGCGAGAUAUCCUUGGCUUCCCCAAUGGCUCCCUGCUGCUCCGAGAUGCCCAAACUUCAGACAGCGGCACCUACCAAGUGGCUGUCACCAUCAACCCUGCCUGGACAAUGAAGGCCAAGACUGAAGUCCGGGUGGCUGAUACACGUGAAUACUCAGUCACCACACACCUGCCUGUUAAUGCUGGGAUCAUGGCUGCUACCAUCAUUGGGAGCCUUGCUGCGGGGUCACUGUUUGUAGGUGGCAUUGCUUACCUCCUGGUCACGCGAAGGUGGAAGGGCCGGAGCCCCAGGGUUCCAGCUACAGAGCAGCCAGAACUGAACACUAGCCCUGAAUCUGGUGACAGCAACAUCUAUGAAGUGAUGCCAUCUCCCGUCUUCCUGGUGUCCCCCAUCAGUGACACAGAGCCAGUGAACCUAGCCAUGGUGAGUCCUAGCCGGCCUCCAUUCCCAUCCCAGCAACCACAGCCCCAGAGCCAGUACUACCAGGACCUACUAAACCCCGACCCAGCCCCGUACUGCCAGCUGGUGCCAACUUCCUGACAGGCUUGGGACCAGGCCUGCCCAGAAGACAGAACCUCUGCCUCCCCCCGACCCCACCCCUCAGGGCCUCACACCUG